AAACUUGAUAAAUUACGUGCUGAAACCGAUGCCGCAGUUCAGCGCGCAGAAGAAGCGGAAGCUCAAUAUAAAAAAAUCGAACAAGAAUUGACUGCGAAAGAGCAGGAGAAUAUUUCUCUUCAAAAUAAAAUUGCGCUUUUAGAAGCUGAAGUCGAACGAGCAGAGAAAAAAAUCUCGGAUGCUAAACUUGCUAAGGAAGAAGAAGAAAAUACUAAGAACGUCUCAGAAGAUGUUAAGGCAGAACAUUUUGAACGUAAGGUUCAACAACUUGAAACGGAAAAAGCAGAAUUAGAAAAGCAGCUCGAAGAAAUGACUUGCAAAUAUCAGGAAGCCGAGAAAAAAUAUGACGAGGCAAUUAAACAACUUGAUGAAUUUUAA
Molecule: messenger RNA, 378 nt
Organism: Racocetra fulgida
Lineage: Eukaryota; Fungi; Glomeromycota; Glomeromycetes; Diversisporales; Gigasporaceae
Source: the annotation of a GenBank genome assembly